This is a messenger RNA of Phanerochaete carnosa HHB-10118-sp, 1433 nucleotides long. RefSeq lists its product as uncharacterized. Gene Ontology annotation, molecular function: purine-nucleoside phosphorylase activity. Gene Ontology annotation, cellular component: cytoplasm. Bases 188 to 1132 code for a protein of 314 amino acids. The record is from RefSeq and is a predicted model, not a curated record. Gene Ontology annotation, biological process: nucleoside metabolic process. The transcript has 7 exons. NCBI's taxonomy places the organism in Eukaryota, Fungi, Basidiomycota, Agaricomycetes, Polyporales, Phanerochaetaceae.
CGGCUGUCUCUUGGUGAGUAUUUUAUUCGGGGAGUUGUCGGGGCUCCGAUCAGCGUUUUGGUUCCGUGGCGCCUGCCCAUUGGCAAAGUCCCGCUUCCUCCGCCAUCACUCUAAAUGUAGAAGGGCGGGACGCCGGCGCGCCUCAUCGCGCCUAGACGCCAGCGACGCGUCUCUCACAGACACAAGAAUGUCGGUGCCGUCCUCGCUGCCCCCGCAUGGGCCAUCUAGCGCGCUACCGUUCGCCAAGGCACUCGACACGCUUGCCCAGGUCCUGCCGCCGAAGCUGCUCAAACCGCGCGUCGGCAUCGUAUGCGGCUCUGGCCUGAGCACGCUCGCCAAGAGCCUCCGCGAUGUCGUCGAGGUACCGUAUGAAAAGCUCGCAGGUUUCGGGACGAGCACCGUGCAGGGACAUCGCAGUGCGCUGGCUUUCGGGCUCGUGGGCGACGUGCCCGUCGUGGCCAUGCUCGGACGGUUCCACCCAUACGAAGGCCAUCCCUUGCGCACGGUCACGUAUCCGAUCCGGCUGCUCGCGAAACUCGGUGUGAAGGAGCUCCUCGUCACAAACGCCUCGGGCGCGCUCAACCCAAGCUACGACGUCGGAUCGAUCGUGCUCAUCGCCGAUCACGUCGCGAUCCCAAACCUCGCGGGCCCGCUCAAUGCGCUCUUCGGCCCGACGAUCAGCCCUGAUUACCCGCGCUUCGUCCCUCUCAGCGACGCGUACAGCCGGCGUGUGCGCAAAGAGGUGAUGCGCGCCGCGUACGAGCUCGCGAAGGAGGGGGGUACGUACGCCUACGUCUCAGGCCCAACAUACGAGACGCCCGCCGAGGGUCGCUUCUUGCGCGCCGCGGGCGCAGACGUCGUCGGCAUGAGCACCGUCCCUGAAAUUUUGGCUGCACGGGAAGAAGGCAUCGAGGUCGUCGUGCUCAGUCUCGUGACGAACAAGGCCGUCGUCGGCGAGAAGGAGGACGGGUGGGUGGGGGAGGAGAUUCUCGACGAGAUCAUGGGCGAGGUCGCGCCGCCGAAGAUCCAGGAGACCGUCUCGCAUGAAGAGGUCCUUGAAGUCGGCCGCCGCCGCGCAGAGGUCAUGCGGCUGCUCGUCGAGCGGGUCGUCACGCGGCUGGGUGCCACUUAGAUUGCUGCUUAGUCUUUAGAUUGCAACCGAGAGGACGCGCUGGAGAUUAUAUUCUGGUUACUACAUAAGAACGACAUAUACUGGAGCAAUGGAAUAAAUGCGCAUUAUAGAGAUUUAGACUCUGGAUAGGCGGCGCCAAUGCACCGGUGCUGGAGGCGGUUCGGACAAAAUUUGCCCUGUUUGCGCAACGUGUGCUACUAGCGGGGCAACACUUCUUCGGCGGUCGACGGAUGUGCCGUCUCAUUCGUACCCGCUCCUCGAAAGAGCCCAAUACUAGUCUGUGGAGAUUUUCAUUGGUAGG